AUGUCUGAUGAAGAAUCAUUAUUUGAUUCGAGUGGUUAUUUUGAUAUAUCAAUACCACUGAGCCUGCUGCUAGGAUUUGCUGAAGAUUAUAAAAAAAUAAUUAUCAAUGCAAAACAUGAACUUAUUUUAAUAAGAGCAAAUAGUGAUGUGAAUGCCUGCCUACAAGAACAACCUGCGGAAGGAAAAAGUGGCGAAAAAAUACAAAUUAAACUUCAAAAAGUGGAAUGGAUUGUUCCAUAUAUCAAAGUGUCCGAUAAGCAGAAAAUUCAACUUUUAAAUUACAUUGCCAAGGAUCCAUCCAUAGCAAUCAGUUUUCGUACAUGGGAAUUGUACGAGUAUCUACUAUUACCUGCAACUACAAAACAAAAUUGGAGUGUGAAAACAUCAACACAAUUGGAAAAACCGAGAUACAUAAUUUUAGGCUUCCAAACAGGACGAAAAAACUCUGUAACAAACAAUUCAAGUGUUUUUGAUCAUUGUAACUUGCGUGAUGUUAAGCUGUUUUUAAAUUCACAAUCAUAUCCUUAUGGAAAUUUAAAUAUUGAUUUUGCUCAUAAUCAAUUCUCAUUAUUAUAUGAUAUGUUUGCAUAUUUCCAAGCUUCCUACUAUUACACAGAAACACCACAACCAUUAUUUACAAGACAAAAAUUUUUGGAAGAAGCUCCACUUAUUGUCAUAGAUUGUUCAAAGCAAAAUGAAUUUUUAAAAUCUGGACCAGUAGAUAUUCGACUUGAAUUUGAAUCAACAACACAAUUUCCAGCUCAAACAUCAGCUUAUUGUUUGAUUUUACAUGAUCGAAUUGUUGAAUAUAAUCCAAUUAGUGGUUCAGUACGCAAGCUCGUUUAA
Messenger RNA from Aphidius gifuensis, 846 nucleotides. RefSeq lists its product as uncharacterized. NCBI's taxonomy places the organism in Eukaryota, Metazoa, Arthropoda, Insecta, Hymenoptera, Braconidae. The record is from RefSeq and is a predicted model, not a curated record. The coding region runs from base 1 to 846 and encodes 281 amino acids. The transcript has a single exon.